Messenger RNA from Phyllostomus discolor (pale spear-nosed bat), 666 nucleotides. It is a transcript of the gene AS3MT, whose product is annotated as arsenite methyltransferase. NCBI's taxonomy places the organism in Eukaryota, Metazoa, Chordata, Mammalia, Chiroptera, Phyllostomidae. The record is from RefSeq and is a predicted model, not a curated record.
AUGCAGGAGAAAGCACACUACCACAGCCACAGGCAGGUGCCAGAGAAAUCAGCACGCCUCCAGACUAAUGCCUGUGCCACCACGGCCAGGUGGGCCCCCCAGUACUCUGGGGGAGAUCUGCAUAAUGUAGAAGUGGCUAAGAAGUAUAUUGAAUAUCACCUGGGAAAAUACGGUUUCCUGGCUAGGGUGGCUUUUAUUCCUGGCUACAUGGAAAAGUUGGGAGAGUCUGGAGCCAAAAAUGAGAGUUAGGAUGUUAUUCUAACCUUGUUUGGACUAAUGCUGUUUCAGCCUGAUGUGGAGCUAUAUUUCAGUGACGUCUCUGCUAGCCUUGAAUUGCCAGAUACGAUCAGAACAUGCAAAGUUUUAUGGGGUCUUCAGUCCCCUAUCAAUCCUGCCCCCAAAAUUGGGUUCAGCCCUCCACAUUUGGUCACUGCCAGUUCUGUUACAAUUCACAAUAAGGAACUAGACCACGUGGAAGUUCUGUUUUUAGGUGCCUGUCAUUGUAUUUCUGCAACAUUGUGCCUCUUCAGACUCCUUAAGACAGGACCAGGUAGGAGAUGCUGAGUAAUUUAUAAUGGAGGACUCACAGGACAUGAAAAAUAACUAAUAUUUGAUGCAAACUUUACAUUUAAGGAUCCAACCCUCAACUUCGGUGUAGGGAGAUGA